Messenger RNA from Mercenaria mercenaria, 3012 nucleotides. RefSeq lists its product as uncharacterized. The transcript is spliced from 2 exons. Bases 1517 to 2743 code for a protein of 408 amino acids. Lineage: Eukaryota; Metazoa; Mollusca; Bivalvia; Venerida; Veneridae. The record is from RefSeq and is a predicted model, not a curated record.
ACCUAUAACAACCUUCAGUUGUUAUUUAUAUCUAUGUGUGUUUUUAUUAUACAAUAAGACCUGAAAUUCUAUAUUAUAAACUUUUAACGCCUCAAGAAAGCUAGAUCCUAAUAUUGAAAGAACUGAUAGGCAUUCCGAUAGACAUAUGACAGAACUGAUAGACAUUCCGAUAGACAAUUGAUAGAACUGAAAGACUUAGUCAAUCUUCUUGAAAUCAAGUUCCAUUUGAAAAACAAUUUAGUUCAAUAGCCACAUUAUCAUUAUGUAACAUUUUAGUCACUUUUAGUUUGAUGUUAGACUGAUAUAUGCAUGAUUUCUUCAGAUUUUCUCAAGAAUAUUUUGAGAUUUAACGCGGAAUCUUUCACUUCCGGUUGUCUGUAAUGCUAAGUUUUCCAGCAAUCUUUACAGUAUUCUACAGUAAAUCUGAAGUAAUCAUUAUUUCAAGGUUUUUAAGUAAGGUUUUUACCAUCAUUCUGUCAAUUUAACUUUUACUGUAGCAUAUGCUAUAGGCUGUUUUCAGAUCGAUUCUGCUCAAAAGUUGAGUGAGCGCCAUAUUUUGAAAUGUCUUUCGCUCACUUCAUUUGUGAAAGACAUAUGUCUUUCGCCCUCUAUCUGAUAAAAUAAGCAGUUCUACCAACCUUAAUUUGCAUGGAUAAAUUCCUUUUAUUCCAAAGCAUCCAUUUGUUUAAUGAUAGAUAACUUUCAACUGGUUACAUUUAUGUAUUUCAUCACUAAAGAUAUUUCAACUGCGAGAUGUCUUUCAAGAUGGCGGCAUUCUGAUAGAUUUGCCAGAGAUGCUGGCUGUAACGGCUCAUUUCAUUGGUCGACAUUUUUAGACCGCGUUUUUUCAUUGGUGUUAGACUUUUCUUGCCAGACUUUUUCUCUAUAAAUAUAAGUGUGUCACUGGAAAAACCUUAACCUUCACGCCUACGUAAAAAAUAUUUUGAGCUGUUUACAUCAAAAUUACCAAUUUGUGAUGUAUUGCUAAAGACUACUGAAUCAGUUAUUAAGUUAGUAAAAACUUCCAGCAAUCUAUAUUGCUCAUUACAACCAUGAACUUAAAACUGUGUUGACUUUAAUUUCUUCCGCCUGCCAUUACUGACUUAGCACCUACGGGUGUUACAAGUGGUGUCAUACCAGUGGGAUCACCUUAUAGGAACCCACACGGCUAAUGAAGAAUUAUCGCGUACUACUUACAAAAGAGUGACAUAACAUUUAGAAUGUAAACAAAAGUAUCAAAGUACUUGAAGUACAAAGUAAACAAUUAAAAAAAAAAAUAAUAAAAGAAGAAAAACAGUAUCACAGUAUGAGCUUAUCACAGGGCCUAUAAAUAACAAUAGCAAUAAAUAUAUAAACAGAAAUAAGAUCAAUAAAUAGAUAGAUAUAUAAAUAUAUCAAUCAAAAAAUAGUAUUGUUACUAGAAGUAAGCAUUAAAACAAUUAUAGAAAACAAAUUUAGAAAAAUCUAAAAGAAGAACAAACACAACUGAUUAUCUUUCAUUUAUUUGCUGAUAAGUAUGGCUGAUUCAGACAGUGAAGUAAAUUUCAAUAUAAACAAUCAAAAUGAGGAAGAAGCAGGUGGUACUGCUCAGUCUCUGGAACCACAAGAACAACCUCCAUCUCCAGCUUCAGUGAUGAAUGCAGAGGAAAGUGACACAGAUGAUGAUGUGCCACAUCUUUAUGAACCUCAAGCACAACCUCGACAAAGACCCGCUAUGAGAGAACAACCAGCGGUGCCUCAGAACAGAAAUCACUCAAACAGAUCAAAUAUCAGGUAUUUGGAUCUUCCAGUAAAUCAACCAGGUCACUAUGAGGGCCAACAGCCAAAGAAUGGUCAUUUAACAAUCAAACCUCAGUGCUUCAGUGGUGAGGAAGACUGGGAAGUUUACUUGCGUCAUUUUGAAGUAUGUGCUGAACUUGGCCAGUGGACAGAUCGUGAGCGAGCAUUAGCACUUCUAGCCAGCCUGCGGGGUGAAGCUCAGAACUUUUCUAUGACAAUUCAUAGUGCGGAGAGGGAGAGGUACUCAGACAUAGUGUAUCACCUUAGCCAAAGGUUUGGUAAAGCCAGACAGCAACCAAUGUGGAUGACAAGGUUCGAAGCCCGACUUAAAGGUCCCAAUGAAACCUUUGCUAAGCUUGGAGAUGAUCUGCGUCGUUUAGCUCAGCGCGCUUACCCAUCCAUGACCCAUGAUGCCCAAGAAAUGAUUGCGCUUAACCAACUGUACAAGUCUGUUCCAGCUGAAAUAAAAUUUAAAUGUCUUACAGAACAAUGUCGCAGUGUUGAACAAGCAGUAGGUAUCAUAGAAAUGUAUGAAGGCGUCUUCUUCCCAACAGGUAACAUGUCACAAUAUGCCACAGCUAGAAUGGUGAGAAAUGUAAAUGGUACCGGGAGUGGUCAAAACUCUGAGGAGGCUGCAAACAUUCCAUCAGCAUCAAUGAUGACACAGACUCUCCAACAACUCCAGGACUGUGUUAAGAAGCUUUCAGAAGCACAAGAUGAGCUCAGAAGCAGACGAGGUAAUCGUACUCUAAAGCAAUGCUUUCAAUGUCAGUCUCCAGACCAUCUCAUUAAAAACUGCCCUUACAACAGACAUGGGUUCCGUCAGGCAAAUCAAAACCAACAAAGACGAUGGCUAGUGAGACCUCCUCAACAGAACCAAGUGCCACAACCCAACUCUCAGAACCAAGGUCAAGCAACUGUGCCACAGAAGAGCCAGGAAAACACCAGGCCGUCGACCCAGUAGGCCCACAGUCGAUGGCGAGCAAUGGGCCUGAAACUCCUGAAAAUGAAAUAAAAACAAGUUAUGUCGGUAAAACAUUUAAAAACACUGAAAAAUGGGACAAUGGAUUUUAUACAGGUGUUACAAUUUCAAAUGUUAAUGUAGAUAUGCUUAUAGACAGUGGUUCUUCCACAACCCUUUUGGCUAAUAGAAUAUUUGAACAAAUUGAAGCAGGAGUUAGGCCAAUUUUGCAGAAAGGAACUAUUCGUAUGAAAGAUGUUACUGGUUCUGAA